AUGGUGUUUGUGAAUGUCCUGGCAGAUGCUCUCAAGAGCAUUAACAAUGCUGAAAAGAGAGGCGAGUGUCAGGUUCUAAUUAGAUUGUGCUCUGCAGUCACUGUCCAGUUUCUAACUGGGAUGAUGAAGCAUGGCUACGUUGGCGAAUUUGAAAUCAUUGGUGAUCAUAGAGCUGGGAAAAUUAUUGUGAACAUCCCAGGCAAGUUAAACAAAUGUCAAGUGAUUAGCCCCAGAUUUGAUGUACAACUCAAAGAUCUAGAAAAAUGGCAGAUUAAUUUGCUCCCAUCCCACCAGUUUGGUUUCAUUGUACUGAUAACCUCAGCUGGCAUCAUGGACCAUGAGGAAGCAAGAUAA
Messenger RNA from Ailuropoda melanoleuca (giant panda), 354 nucleotides. RefSeq names its product 40S ribosomal protein S15a-like. Gene Ontology annotation, cellular component: ribosome. The coding region runs from base 1 to 354 and encodes 117 amino acids. The record is from RefSeq and is a predicted model, not a curated record. Gene Ontology annotation, molecular function: structural constituent of ribosome. The transcript has a single exon. Lineage: Eukaryota; Metazoa; Chordata; Mammalia; Carnivora; Ursidae. Gene Ontology annotation, biological process: translation.